Molecule: messenger RNA, 5927 nt
Organism: Cylicocyclus nassatus
Lineage: Eukaryota; Metazoa; Nematoda; Chromadorea; Rhabditida; Strongylidae
Source: the annotation of a GenBank genome assembly
AUGCACUUGGGGGUAUACCUGGCUCUGGUAGCCACCGCUUGCUACGCACUAGAUCGCAAUGUCGGCUACCUCAUGUCCAGAGAUCUCAAUGCAGCUGCUAAUGGACAGCUAAGGUGCUAUGUAGGUAUAGUCACUAACUAUAACAACACCUCGAUUGGAACGGAAGUAUUCUGCGAUGGUUCCUGCGGAUCUAUAUCAACGCAGGCUGGAGGAUACAAUUUCACUACGUACAACUGCUUCCCGACAAGCUUCUGCGACAUGGCAAAUUUGACAAACACUUGUGCCACGAUUUACGUGGAUCGAGAUUUGUCAGGCUGUUGCUGUAACACGGAUAACUGCAAUGUACAAGGUACCAACAUUAACACCACCAUUCCGGUGGCACCACCUGAGGAGCCGAUUGCCUGCUAUUCGGGAAUCUCCAUCAACAACGUUACCACAGCUGGUUCUGGUUGGAUCGCAUGCCAAGGUAACUGCAUUUCGAUCUCCGUUUUUACUCGAAUGAAUGGAAAUCCUUUGGUUGGUACGAUUUACUCCUGUGAUCCGACAUCCGUCUGCACUGCUUUGGGUAUCGAGAAUCGUUGUCAUCCGAUUGAGCCAGGAGUCGUGGGUGCUUGUUGUUGUACCACAGACGCCUGUAUCAAUCCUACUGUUAAUCCACCUAAGGAACCUUUUGGACCAUUGGGUUGCUAUGUCGGUCUCUACUCUAAGAAACAGAAUAUCUCCGCUGGAAUGGAGGUUUUCUGCGACGGACAAUGCGCUACUCUCUCUUCCACCGUUGCCGGAUCCGACAUAGCUGUGUUUGCCUGUGUACCAAAGGCGACUUGCCAGGCUCUACAGCUGUACAACGACUGUCAAACAAUCACUGCCGAUCGCAGUAUCACAGGUUGUUGCUGUGAUAACAUCAACAACUGCAAUGCAGCCAAUUACUCUCUGGGAACACCCCGACCACGUUGGGAGGGAGACUUCCCAAUUGCGUGUUGGUCCGGGAUUCGUGUGAAUCAAAAUUGGAUCACGCCAGGAGGAUGGACAGCAUGCUCGGGAGAUUGUGCUUCGGUCAGGAUUGACACAAUGAUUUUAAAUGCAUCCUACAGCGCUGAAAUUUUCACUUGUGACCCUGCUUCAGUCUGCAACCAGCUCGGUAUGGUAAACAACUGCACUUCCGUGGAGCCAGGAGUUAGCGGGUGCUGCUGCUCCUACGAUGCCUGCCUUGACCCUACCAGACACCCAAACAAGUACCCUGGCAACCCUCUCAAGUGCUAUGCUGGAUUCCAAACGACAUACAACGGAGGCAUGAAUGUCGGGUCAGAGGUUUACUGCAAUGGAAUGUGCGGAGCUCUCAAUACUUUCGUCAACGGAGAAAAUGUCACCACCUAUAUGUGCACGCCCAGAGCUGUUUGCAGGCAACUGGAGUUGUACGACGAAUGGAAGCGAUUACCGAUAGAUCGUGAAGUUAAGGCUCUGUGCUGUGACAAUUUCAACUACUGUAAUGUUCGUGACCCAUCGAUCAACGUCUCCACACCUGUACGAGGCCGACCUGAGUUCCCAAUCACUUGCUACAAUGGUAUCCAAGUCAACGGCGUCUGGAUCACUAAUGCUGGAUGGCAAUCCUGUAAUGGAGAUUGUGCUUCGGUUAACAUCAACACCACCGCAAAUGGUAUGCGACACAGCCUUAGCCUAUACACCUGUGAUCCCACAGCUGUCUGCCGAGGAUUGAACAUGACCAAUGCUUGCGGAAAACUCGAACCUGGAGUAGAUGGAUGCUGUUGUAACACGAACGGAUGCAUCGACCCCUCAAAGUCCCCAGCAAAGACGCCAGCCAAUAAGCUUCAAUGUUACGUCGGACUGUAUGCCGUCAAGGCGAAUAUCAACGUUGGAGCUGAGGUGUACUGUAAUGGAAAAUGCGCAUCAAUGAGAGCAACGGUGAACGGAGACGAUGUGACAUCGUUCCACUGUGUGCCGAGCAGUGUCUGCAGAUCUAUGGAGCUUGACGACGACUGUACGCGACUUCCGGGCGAUCGUGAAGUCAAAGCGUGCUGCUGUGAUAAUGCAAACAGUUGUAAUGUGGGCUUGAUUAACAGAACUGAUGUUGUGAACCCUACCGCUGUUCCAAGCCCGAAUGUCGAGUACCCUAUCUCAUGCUGGAAUGGAGUCUACGUCAACGGCACACCAUUCUCGCAAGUUGGAUUCCAAAAUUGCAAUGGUCAGUGCGCUUCCUUGACUCUGAACACCACUUUGAACGGAAAUUCGCACACAGCUUCGAUCUACGGUUGUGAUCCAACAUCCGUAUGCAGAGCACUCAACAUGACCAACAAAUGCUCCGUAUUUGAACCUGGACUCGGUGGAUGCUGCUGUGACAGCGAUGCCUGCAUCUAUCCUCCCAGGAACAGAGACCCUGGAAACCCACUUCUCUGCUUUGUCGGUCUUUAUGCGCCAAAUGCUGGUAUUAAAGUAGGAGCAGAGGUUUACUGCCCUGGUCAAUGCUCAACCUUUAGUGGCAGACUGAUCAAUGGAGACCACGUGACGACAUUCCAAUGCGCACCUUUGGGCGUGUGCAAGAGUUUGGAGCUCGACAAUACCUGCAGUGCUUUGCCAGGAGAUCGCGACAUCAAAGCAUGUUGUUGCGAUAGUAGCAACAGUUGUAAUGCAGCAAAUUAUACCAACAUCCAAGUUCCUACACCUGCUCCAGUGCCAGAAUACCCGAUAUCUUGCUGGACUGGAAUCUAUGUAAAUGGUAAUCCCGUUACCAGCGCUGGAUUCCGAACCUGCUUCGGUGAAUGCGCUUCGCUCACACUCCAGACCGCUAUGGGUAAUGCGACCAUGUACAUGUGUGAUCCUACAGCGAUGUGCCAGUCUUUGGGCAUGUCCAAUCAAUGCGCAACCGUCGAGUCAGGAUUAAGCGGCUGUUGCUGUAAUACCGAUGCUUGCCUUACUCCAAGAAGGACUCCCGGAAAUCAGCUGACCUGUUAUGUUGGUAUGUACGCCAAGAAAGCCAACAUCAACACUGGAGCUGAGGUUCCUUGUAAUGGCAAGUGCUCAUCGCUGCGCACUACCGUGAACGGUGACGAUGUCACCACCUUCCAGUGCCUCCCAACUAGUGCAUGCAAGUACUUGGCCCUGAACAAUGGCUGCGGUACCCUCACCGGAGAUCGCGACGUCACCGCUUGCUGCUGUGACUGGGAGAACGCCUGCAAUCUCAAAAUCAACAACAGAACCGAUAUCCCUGUUCCGACUGUUUCACCUGUGCCAGAAUUCCCGAUCUCAUGCUGGUCCGGUGUUUAUGUGAAUGGAAAUGCUAUCAGCAAUGCCGGGUAUCAAUCGUGCAAUGGAGAAUGCGCUUAUAUCUCGCUGACCACAAACAUGACAGGUGUUACUUACAAUGCCGAAAUAUACACCUGUGAUCCCACUUCCGUGUGCGGUUCAAUGGGAAUGAUAAACAACUGCUUGACCCUGGAACCCGGAGUACAGGGCUGCUGCUGUAACUCGGACGCAUGCCUUACCCCUAAAAGGAAACCAGGACAUCCUCUCACUUGCUAUGUUGGUAUGUAUGCAAAGAAAGCCGGUAUUAAUACUGGAGGAGAGGUGUGGUGCAAUGGUCAAUGCUCAUCCUUGCGUACGACCGUGAAUAGUGAUGACGUCACCACCUUCCAAUGUAUCCCAACCACUGCAUGCAAGUAUUUGGGUCUCAAUAACAACUGCGGUACUCUCACUGGAGAUCGCGACGUUACCGCUUGCUGCUGCGACUUUGCAAACGGUUGUAACCUUGCCAUAAACAAUAGAACGGAUAUUCCUGUUCCAACUCCUUCACCACUUCCUGAAUUCCCAAUCUCUUGCUGGUCAGGAGUGUAUGUGAAUGGCAAUCCAAUCACCAAUAUAGGAUUCCAAACUUGCUACGGAGAAUGCGCAUCUAUUGCACUAACCACCGGUUACGGUAAUGCUACCUACAAAGCCGAGAUCUACACUUGUGACCCAACCUCUGUUUGCAGCUCAAUGGGAAUGAGCAACAACUGUUUGACGAUUGAGCCAGGAGUGCAAGGCUGCUGUUGUAAUACCGAUGCAUGCCUUACCCCAAGAAGGAAACCCGGAAAUGUGCUCUGGUGUUACGUUGGUCUCUACGCAAAGAAGGCAAAUGUCAAUGUUGGAGGAGAGGUUGCCUGCGAUGGACAAUGCUCUUCACUGAGUGGAAUUGUUAACGGUGACAUGGUAACCACAUUCCAAUGCGUACCCAAAUCAAUUUGCAAGUCUUUGGCUCUGGAUAACCACUGCGCUUCACUUCCCGGAGAUCGUGCAGUGAAAGGAUGUUGCUGCGAUUUUGGAAACAGCUGUAACGUUAACCAAACUGGCAUUCCCGAUAUCAGCAUUCCAAUGCCAGCACCCAGCAGUGAGUUCCCAAUUUCUUGCUGGAGUGGAAUCUACGUCAAUGGAAAUGCCAUCACCAAUGCUGGAUUCCAAUCUUGCUACGGUGAAUGUGCUAGUGUCACACUCCAAACAUGGGUAAACGGUACACAGACCAAUGCAACUAUCUACACAUGCGAUCCUACCUCUGUCUGCAAGAGCCUCAACAUGAGUAACAAUUGCGCCACUGUAGAAACGGGAUUGUCCGGAUGCUGCUGUAACGAUGAUGCCUGUCUCACUCCUACCAGAUCACCAGCCAACAAUCCUCUUAUGUGCUAUGUUGGAGUAUACGCUAAAAAGGCUGGUGUCAAUGUUGGAGCUCAGGUGCCUUGCGUGGGAAUGUGCUCUACUCUCAAUGGUAUCGUCAAUGGUGACAAUGUUACCACCUUCCAAUGUGUGCCAACCAGCGUGUGCAAAACACUUUCCGCCUACAAUGGUUGCAAUUCACUGCCAGGAGAUCGUGGAGUUAACGGAUGCUGUUGCGAUACUCCAAACUGUAACUUGGCUAGCCGACCAGACAUCAUCGAACCACCACCAGCGCCAGUGUCAGAGUAUCCAAUUUCCUGCUGGAGCGGUAUGUACGUCGACGGCACCGCCAUCAGCAACGCAGGGUACACAACUUGCUUCGGUGACUGCGCUUCAGUGACUCUGAACACCACAUUCAACAACGAAACACAUUCUGCCUCUCUGUACAUGUGCGAUCCUACCUCAGUCUGUAGAUCUCUAAAUAUGACAAACCAAUGCGCUACUGUUGAGCCAGGCCUUGGUGGAUGCUGCUGUAACACAGAUGCGUGCCUUAACCCACUUACCAACACUUACCCAGGAAAUGAUCUCAUUUGCUACGUUGGAAUCUACCAUGCACCCUCGUACUAUGUGGGAUCAGAGAUGGUCUGCAAUGGCAAAUGUGCUUCUCUUCAAACCUCUUUCGGUGGUCAGUUACUGAAAUCCUACCACUGUGCACCUACCCCAGUCUGCAAGGCCUUGGCCGUUGAUAACAGCUGCGGCCCCGUGUACAAGGAUUCUGAUGUAACUGCUUGUUGCUGUGACAGCAACAACUGCAACAUAAAGGGUGAUCCCAUCAAAACGAACACCACGGCACCAGCGUUCUCGGGCACACCCAUUGCCUGCCAGUCCGGAAUUUACGUUGACGGAGUGGCCAUCACUGCCGACAACACUUACAUCGCUUGCAAGGGACAAUGUGCUAAGCUUUCAUACCCAACCAACGUCACUGGAGGAUGCCCACAUGUUCUUGAUAUUUACACUUGUGAUCCCGUUAGUGUGUGCUCAGCACUAGGAAUGGAUGGUAGCUGCGUCUCCUCGAUCAACGGUACGGCUGUAUCGGGAUGCUGCUGUGGUUACGACGGAUGCGUCACACCUUCCGCCACGCCCACACCGAAGCCAGGAGCAUCAGCCUCGGUCUCCUCACUUGUCGCAAUCAUUGUAGCUGUAUAUAUACUUUUGCGGCAAUAGUUUUGUUAGGGUCAAGAUAUUAUUAUUCUAUACAUAUUCUAUUGAUAUUGUUGUUUUCCACAAAU